This is a messenger RNA of Fonsecaea erecta, 399 nucleotides long. RefSeq lists its product as hypothetical. The transcript has 2 exons. The coding region runs from base 1 to 399 and encodes 132 amino acids. Lineage: Eukaryota; Fungi; Ascomycota; Eurotiomycetes; Chaetothyriales; Herpotrichiellaceae. The record is from RefSeq and is a predicted model, not a curated record.
AUGGCAUAUAUUCUCUACACGAUCCUUUUCUUCUCCAUCGCUAUCUCAACAGUCCUAUACUUCACGCGCAGCCGCUGGACACCAUACCUCCCGAUCGCGGUGCAAGACUUCUUCUCCCGAUUAAACCCCUACACAUACAGCCGUCUCCCGACUUCGUUCAUGGGCGAUGUCGAAUCAGGUUUUACUUCCGCGGACUUCGACCUCAGUUCCAACAUCAUGGAGGGUGACAGCCGCGGCGGCCUCGACCAGAAGGCGAAGCGCGAGAUCCAGAGGUUGAUGAAGAUCAGAGGCAUCAAUUUCGACGAAGCCAGGAGGGUGUACAUGGAACAGCGAUUCAAGAAGAAUGGCAUCGGAGAGGACGGAAUUCCCAGGGACCCCAAGUUCGUGUCGUUCUCAUAG